AUGGCCAAGAAGGAUGCUAAGCCAAGACUGUUGAGGUGGAUCUUGCUGCUACAAGAGUUUGACCUUGAGAUCAGAGACAAGCCAGGAGUCGAGAAUGGUGUAGCUGAUCACUUGUCUAGACUGAAGAUUGAUAGUGGUAUCCCUAUUGAUGAAGGGCUUCUAGAGGAACAGAUCAUGGCAAUUGGAGCAGUGGUAGCGGUUUGUGAAACUGGAAAGAAGCUUGAAGAGGUGAAGCCAAUGGGUCUUGACGGAUAUGCCAAGAAGAAGUUCUACAAAGAUGUGAAGAGAUACUAUUGGGAUGAGCCUUACCACUACAUCCUUUGUAGAGGUCAACUCUAUAGAAGAGUGGUAGCUGAAGGGAUUCUCACACACUGUCAUGGAUCAUCUUAUGGAGGUCAUUUCGCUACUUUCAAGACUGUCUCAAAAGUGUUACAAGCUGGGUUUUGGUGGCCUCAUAUGUUCAAGGACACUCAAGACUUUGUCUCUAGGUCUGUUGACUAUGUCUCCAAGUGGAUAGAAGCUGUAGCAAGUCCUACCAAUGAUUCUAGAGUGGUGAUCAAGAUGUUCAAAAGCACCAUCUUUCCAAGGUUUGGAGUUCCAAGAGUUGUCAUUAGUGAUGGAGGCUUCCACUUAAUCAACAAACUGUUUGAAAGUCUUCUCAAGAAAAAUGGUGUGAAGCAUAAGGUUGCAACUCCCUACCAUCCUCAGACAAGUGGUCAAGUUGAGAUCUCCAACAGAGAAAUAAAGUCUAUUUUGGAGAAAACUGUGGGGACUACAAAGAAAGACUGGUCUAUCAAGCUAGAUGAUGCACUUUGGGCUUAUAGGACAGCUUACAAAACCCCUUUAGGAACCACACCUUUCAACUUUGUGUAUGGAAAGGCUUGUCAUCUACCAGUUGAGCUUGAAUACAAGAUUUACAAGGAGAAAACCAAAGCUUUUCAUGACAAGAAGAUCUUUAAGAGAGAGUUCAGUGCUGGAGAUCAAGUGCUUCUCUACAACUCUAGACUGAAGUUGUUUCCCGGGAAACUCAAGUCAAGAUGGUCCGGUCCUUUUAAGAUCAAGGAAGUUAGGCCAUAUGGGGCAAUUGUGUUAUGGGAUAAGAAUGGUGGAGACUUUACAGUCAAUAGACAAAGAGUUAAGCUCUACAUGGGAACCACAAUAGAGGAGAAAAGAAUCUCGGUUUCACUCUCCGACCCCAUCACCGCCUAG
Molecule: messenger RNA, 1209 nt
Organism: Brassica napus (rape)
Lineage: Eukaryota; Viridiplantae; Streptophyta; Magnoliopsida; Brassicales; Brassicaceae
Exons: 4
Coding region: 1-1209 (402 amino acids)
Biological process (GO): DNA integration
Molecular function (GO): nucleic acid binding
Source: RefSeq, a predicted model, not a curated record